Molecule: messenger RNA, 1837 nt
Organism: Helianthus annuus (common sunflower)
Lineage: Eukaryota; Viridiplantae; Streptophyta; Magnoliopsida; Asterales; Asteraceae
Product: alkane hydroxylase MAH1
Exons: 2
Coding region: 26-1546 (506 amino acids)
Molecular function (GO): heme binding; monooxygenase activity; iron ion binding
Source: RefSeq, a predicted model, not a curated record
UUCAACUCCCACACAACAACAAACAAUGGCCAUACCUCUAGGCUUUCUUGAGCUCAUCCUCGCAGCUAUAUGCUACAUCUCUUUCUCUAUGUUCCGUCAACGGCACGUAAAAGUUUACGAGUGGCCGCUUCUUGGGAUGCUUCCGUCCCUGGCUCGUGAGGUUGGAAGAAUCCAUGAACGCUGCGAAGAGCUUCUUCGGGCGACCGGUGGCACCUUCUUGUUCAAAGGUCCAUGGUUCCUCCAUAUGGACAUGAUGGUCACAGUUGACCCAUCUGAUGUCCACCACAUCAUGAGCUCCAAGUACUUCAAUUUCCCGAAAGGCAACGAAUUUCGGGAAAUAUUUGAAGUCCUUGGAGACGGGAUCUUCAAUUCUGAUUAUGAUUUGUGGCGUAGACAUCGAAAGAUUACGCAUGCUUUGAUUAAUAAUCAAAGGUUUGUAAGGUUCUUGGCCAGGAUGAACUAUGAAAAACUGGCUAGGGGUUUGAUACCGGUUCUUAACCAUGUGGCCUCAAAAGGGGUGGUUGUGGACAUGCAAGAUGUGUUCCAAAGGCUUACUUUCGACACAACUUGUAUGUUCGUAACUGGAUACGACCCCGAGUGUCUAUCACUCGAUUUUAAAGACGUACCAUUCUCACGAGCCUUGGAUGAGGCCGAAGAAGCCAUUUUUGCACGUCAUGUUGUUCCAAAAAGCGUGUGGAAACUACAAAGGUGGCUAGGGUUUGGGAAUGAAAAGAAACUGAAGCAUGCAUGGGACACGUUAGACGAUGUGAUCGGCGGUCUUAUCGCGAGAAAACGAAAAGAUAUGAUGGACGGGAUGGUAUCCGAGGACGAUGCCAAGGGGGUGGACAUGUUGACGUCGUUGAUGACAGAUCAACUAUAUAGUGAUGGGUUCAAACAAGACGAUAAGUUUUUAAGAGACACUAUCUUGAACUUGAUGAUUGCUGGGAGGGACACAACAAGCUCGUCACUAACAUGGUUUCUGUGGCUUGUUGUGACCCACCCGAGCGUUGAGAAAAAGAUUAGAGAUGAAAUAAAUACAGUUAUUCCCGAGUCUCAACUCGGGAAACCACGAAUUUUUGAAGCCGAAGAAUCGAACAAAUUGGUUUAUUUACAUGCUGCAUUUUGUGAAGCGUUAAGACUCUACCCACCUGUUCCGUUCCAACAUAAGGCUCCGAUUAAACCUGAUAUUCUUCCUAGUGGCCAUGGUGUUGAUCCAAAUAUGAAGAUUAUGUUUUCAUUGUACGCAAUGGGAAGAAUGGAAACGAUUUGGGGCGAAGAUAGUUGUGAAUUCAAGCCAGAGAGAUGGAUCACCGAGAAAAAUAUGAUAAGGCAUGAGCCAUCGUAUAAGUUCUUGGCGUUUAAUGCUGGCCCUCGGACAUGCAUCGGGAGACAAGUCGCCUUCACUCAAAUGAAAGCCAUAGGUGCAACGAUUCUUCACAAUUACAAUUUUGAAAUGGUUAAAGAUCAUAUCGUUGCACCUAAUGUUUCAAUUAUACUUUACAUGAAACAUGGUUUGAAAGUUAGGGUUACAUCAAGAUGGCCUUGAUUUGGAAGAGUAGGUGAUUAAUUUCUAUAUCAUUAUGUUUGGUUAUUUAAAAAAAGAUUAAAAUAAACGUGAUGGUUCGUUUUACUUUUAAAUCAAAUACAAAAUUAAAAAUGGUGAACAUCACUCGUGGUAUUUACGUCCAAACAUACAAUGAUACAAAGUCUUACAUAAUAUAUAGUGCUUCUUUUGUAUUAGUACAAGGACAAUCAUUAGUCAAACUUAUAAGUUAACUAGGGUUGUAUGAACCAUUGCGUGAGUUAUGUUAUAAGAUAUUGGAUCAACUUAUUGUAA